CACUCCUUGAUCGCUGCAUCACCAGGUAGUUACUGUUUUCUCGACAGCACCCGCCCGUUGCGCUUUCUCGUCGAUUAUUCCUUCCCGCCAACCACAGGCUUACCUGAGCCGACUCCACCGCACUCGUCGCCGACUGCUCGACAUGCCGCUGUCAUAAUGCUCGCGCAUCAGUGCUCUGCGAGAGCAUAUCUCGCCACCUUCGUUACGAUCGUCGUGAUCAUCUUGCUCCUGACUGCCGACCGUCUUGUCCAUCACUCGCAUGCCCUCGCGCAUUUGCCCGCAGGAAAGACAUCUUCCGACACUACCCAAACGAACUUUGAGCGUCCUAGCAAGCCGCUACCAAACGAGUCGGACACGCCUGGGGCAAGCGCGAGCAAUCCCGAGGAUGACGAUAGCAUCGAGGGGCCCUGCAAUCGAGCCGUCAGGUUUCUGCGCAGCAAGGAACUCGGCUUGAGCAACAAAAUCCAGUACUCGCGCCGCUGCAUCAGGCCAGUCCACGCUGAGAUCGACCGUGAAGAGGUCGCCAACGUCAGCAGCCUGCUCAUCACCGGCACCACGGUGCUCGACCUAAACGGCGAUUGCAACCGGAUCGCCCUGCCUCCGUGUGAGCCGCUGACCCUCCAUGUGCCCCCGGCCUACCCGCCGCAACAGGGCCAAUACGGUCACCUCCUCUUUGGCGUCGCAUCGUCCUACGAGCGCCUCCAAGACGCACUCCCAGUCUUUUCCCACUGGCUAUCAGGCAGUGGCGCCCUGUUCGUGGCCGUCGUCUCAAACGCCGACUCCCCGGACCACAAGUACGACAUCGCCGCGCUCGAGGCGUCGUACCGCCAGCAAAACAUCUCAGCGAUCAUCACCCGGCCCCGGCUCAAGCAGUCCCUCCCGCGACUCGACACGGCCGAGGACGCCGAACUCUCCCGCCCGGCCGCCGUCGAACAGCUGCACUUCCUCCUCAUCGAGGACAUGCUCAACGUCGCGACCCCCCAAACCCAAUGGCUCGGCGUGCUCGACGACGACACCUUCUUCCCCGCGCUCCACCCGCUCGACCUCACCCUCCGCCAGCACGACCACACCCGCCCGCGCUGGCUGGGCGCCCUCGCCGACAACUGGGUGAGCAUGACCAUCUGGGGCUUCAUGGCGUACGGCGGUGCCGGCACGUUUCUCUCGGUCCCGCUCGCCAAGCAACUCCACCCGCACCUGCGCGACUGCAUCCGGCAGACCAAGAUCGUCUCGGGCGACGGCAUGCUCAAGGAGUGCGUCUACGCGCACUCGACCACCAAACUAACCCUCGUCGAGGGCUUGCACCAGCACGACAUCAUGGGCGACCCGUCGGGCUUCUUUGAGUCCGGCCGCAAGACGCUGAGCAUCCAUCACUGGAAGUCGUGGUACCACGCGCCCGUGGCGCAGAUGGCGGCCGUCGCCAAAGUGUGCGGCGACUGCUUCUUGCAGAGGUGGCGCUUUGGCAGGGACACGCUGCUCGCCAACGGGUACAGCAUUUCGGUGUAUCGUGAUGGUGUCGACAAGCUCGAUCUGGACCGCGUCGAGGGCACGUUUAAUGACCCGGAUGCCAAGUUUGAUUUCGUGUACGCCCCCUUCCGGCCGAAACUCAGCGGCGAUCAGAAGAAGAGUUAUCGGUUGGAGAAGGUCGAUGGGGAUAUCGACAGGGGGGAACGGUUCAGGCAGGUGUAUGUGCACCGCGCGCCGAGGGGGGAGGGGAGUGAGCCUGUGGAUGAGGUGGUUGAGCUGGUUUGGGAGGUUUAAGCGAGCUUUUGAGGCUUGGUGGCGACGGGCUUUGGUUUUCUUUGUCUGGUCGGCGCCGCCAUCACAAUAUGGCUGUGCUGGCUCACAUCCAAAUCAGUUCGAGUCAGAGCUAGCUAGCAAGGUGGGCGUAUGUGAAGGAGAGAAAAACAAGCUCUCGGAGUGCAUCAUUUCGUAGAGCGAGCGAUUGGGGACUUAGAUGGUCAAGUCCGGUUGACAACCUGGCCGUGGGGCGUUCAAAGGCAUUGGCUUUGGGUUUGUUUGGCGUUUUGCAGUCUCGUGUAAACUAUUAUUCUUUUACCGCAGCCAAAAGGAAAAAUAAAUGCAUUGAGUCAGCGCCUCCUCUCCUCCGUUCAGUUUCUUUGUCCCAUUUGGUGGUGCAACACAUGCCAACCUGUCCCUCGGAUUCCGAACAUGAGUUUGAUUAAGUCGGAG
Molecule: messenger RNA, 2190 nt
Organism: Parathielavia appendiculata
Lineage: Eukaryota; Fungi; Ascomycota; Sordariomycetes; Sordariales; Chaetomiaceae
Product: glycosyltransferase family 31 protein
Exons: 2
Coding region: 157-1758 (533 amino acids)
Molecular function (GO): acetylglucosaminyltransferase activity
Source: RefSeq, a predicted model, not a curated record